AUGGAUUACGAAGUUCAGAAUAUCCGUUCUACCAUUAAUGAAAGCGAAAUAACCACUACAAAUGAAAGCCUUGAAAUAAUCACAGUUGCUGAGAGCCCUGAAAUAACCACUAUUAACGAAAGUCCUGAAAUAACCACUACUAAUGAAAGCCCUGAAACAAUCGUUGCUAAUGAAACCCCUGAAACAAGCACUGCUAACGAAAGCCCCGAAAAUACUAUUUAUAAUAAGAAACGUAAAAGAAGCAAGUCAGAAUUGUGGGCAUUGAUUUGUGGACAAGAUUGGCUAAAAGACGCAGUGAAACGAGACUGGACAUAUUAA
Messenger RNA from Cetraspora pellucida, 318 nucleotides. Lineage: Eukaryota; Fungi; Glomeromycota; Glomeromycetes; Diversisporales; Gigasporaceae. The record is from the annotation of a GenBank genome assembly.